CUCAGCAUCCAGGCUCCGCAGUGGGCGCCCCCCCGCCCCGCCCCCCCGCGCGCAGCUCCGGCGUCCCAGGAAUCCCCUCUGGGCGGGGCGGGCUGGAGAGCCGCGAGACGUCAGCGGAGCCGGUCGGCCCCUCGCGAGCGAGCAGCGCUGUCCGCCGGCCGAGAUGCCCCGCAGUCAGGCGAGCGCCAUGCGUGGCUCCGGGUUCUGCCGCCGCCGCCUCCUCCUCCUCCUCCUCCUCUUCCUCCUCCUCCUUGCCGCGGCUGAGUCUGCUCAGACCAGCGAACUGACGGUGUCCACUCUGACGGGACGGGUGCGAGGCAUCCGUAUGCCAGUCCUCUCCGGCCACAUCUCUGCCUUCCUGGGCAUUCCCUUUGCCGAGCCGCCGGUGGGCCAGAUGCGGUUCCUGCGUCCUGAGCCCAAACGCUCCUGGAGCGAUACCUUGGAUGCCUCCUCCUACCAACACGCUUGCUACCAGAUUGUGGACAAGUCGUACCCCGGGUUCCAUGGCACAGAGAUGUGGAACCCCAACAAGAACAUGAGCGAGGACUGUCUGUACCUCAACAUCUGGGUGCCCUCGCCACGCCCCAAGAAUGCCACCGUCCUGGUCUGGAUCUAUGGAGGGGGCUUCUACAGUGGGUCGGCCUCGCUGGACGUCUACGACGGCCGGUUCCUGACCUACACCGAGAAGGUGGUGGUGGUCUCCAUCAGCUACCGGGUGGGUGCCUUUGGCUUCCUGGCCCUCUUAGGGAGUCCGGAGGCUCCAGGAAAUAUGGGGCUUUGGGAUCAGCGUCUGGCCCUGCAGUGGAUACAGGACAACAUCCAGUUCUUUGGGGGCAACCCGAAGCUGGUCACCAUCUUUGGGGAGAGUGCUGGAGCAGCAUCAGUGGGGAUGCACCUCCUCUCGGCCCAAAGCCGGGCCCUUUUCCAGCGAGCGAUCUUGCAGAGCGGGGCCCCCAACGGGCCCUGGGCCACCAUCACCCCCGCGGAGGGCCGUCAGCGGGCCACUCUGCUGGGCAAAGAGGUGGGCUGCCAGUUCACCAAUGACUCGGAGCUGGUGAAGUGUUUGCGGUCCAAGGAGCCCCAGGAGCUGAUCGACAAGGAGUGGGUGGUGCUGCCCUACAAGAGCGUCUUCCGCUUCUCCUUCGUGCCCGUCGUCGACGGGGACUUCUUCCCGGACACGCCCGAGGCCAUGCUCAGCACCGGGAACUUCAAGGAGACCCAAGUCCUGCUGGGGGUGGUGAAGGACGAGGGCACCUACUUCCUGAUCUAUGGGGCCCCCGGCUUCAGCAAGGACAACGAGAGCCUCAUCAGCCGGGAGGACUUCCUGGACGGGGUGCGCAUCGGCGUGCCCCACGCCAACGACAUUGCUGCCGAGGCCGUGGUGCUGCAGUACACUGACUGGCAAGAUGAGAACAACCCCGAGAAGAACCGGGAGGCCAUGGACGACAUCGUGGGGGACCACAACGUCAUCUGCCCCGUCAUGCACUUCGCCACGCACUACGCCGAGCGCGGCAACAAGGUCUACGCCUACUUCUUUGACCACCGGGCCUCCAACCUCAUCUGGCCGCCCUGGAUGGGGGUCCCACAUGGCUACGAGAUUGAAUUUGUCUUCGGGCUGCCCCUGAACCGCAGCCUCAACUACACCAAAGAGGAGGAAGCUCUGAGCCGGAGGAUGAUGCGCUACUGGGCAAACUUUGCCCGCACUGGAAACCCCACGGAGCCCACGGAGAGGGAGACACCGUGGCCCCGUUACACGGCAGCCGAGCAGCAGUAUGUCCGGCUGAACACGCAGCCGCUGAGCACAGAUCGCAGCCUCCGCACCCAGAUCUGCGCCUUCUGGAACCGGUUCCUCCCCAAACUGCUCAACGUGACAGACAACAUCGAGGAGGCCGAGCGGCAGUGGAAGACGGAGUUCCACCGCUGGAGCGCCUACAUGAUGCACUGGAAGAGCCAGUUCGACCACUACAGCAAGCAGGACCGCUGCUCCGAGCUGUGACGAGCCGCUGACUGGACCCGGGGCGGGCGGGCGGGCGGCCGCCGCCUCUGCGCCUCGCCCCUCCCGCCCCAAGCCGCGCCCCCCCCCCGAGGAGCCGGCCGGCCGCCGCCCCCCUGGUGUCCAGAACAGCCCUCCGGCCCCACUUGAGGAAGCAGCUGCAGAGCCCAGCCACCCCCCCCACACACAGGACACCCCCUCCCCCCACCCAGGCAGGGGCUCUGGCUCAGCAAGGCCCCUCCCACCACUGGGGGCCCCUGCCUGCCCCCCCACCCCACUGGACCCCGGUGGGAGCCCAACUCGGCCCUCCCCUCUGGCCACAGCCAAAGCUCCAUCUGCACAGGGCAGCCCGGCGGACCCAUGGCUCCAGGGGGGUGCUGUGGGGCAGGAACACCCCCACCCCACCCCCUCUGCCUCCAGGCCCCCAACAAUUACUCCUCCGUGUAGCCCCCUGUGGUGGUCGUUCCCUUGUGGUGUCUGGGUCCCCUGUGACACCCCCGACCCUCUGCUGUGAUCUGUAUAUAGUGUCUAUUUAAAGGGAAAGUGUAAUAAAUACAUAAAUCUAUCUAUCUAUCUAUAUAUAUAUAAAUAUAAAAGUAUAUCUAUAUUUGAACUGUAUAGCCACCAGAGCUGCUGCUACAGGCAAGACCCCCCCCUUCCCCCAACACGCCCCUCGCCUCCUGCUCAGUCUCCCAGCCAACCACCUCCAAAAUGGUCUCUCCCCCCCCCCUGGGGUUUAUGGACACCCCUCUCUCGGCUGCCAGUCUAGCCCCCCAUCUCCUCCUGCUCCAGUUCCCUGCCCCCCAGCUGACAGCCCAGGCCCCUCCUUGCUUCCACACCCCCAUCUCCCUCUGGACAUGGCAGAGAUGCCAUCUGCCCUCUUCCCCUCUGCCUGCAUGGCUGGUGUGCGUAGAACUCCAACCUCUGUGUGAACUCCCGAAAUAAAUGAGAAUUCAUCCCAAA
This is a messenger RNA of Hemicordylus capensis (graceful crag lizard), 2956 nucleotides long. It is a transcript of the gene ACHE, whose product is annotated as acetylcholinesterase (Cartwright blood group). Gene Ontology annotation, cellular component: plasma membrane. Gene Ontology annotation, molecular function: acetylcholinesterase activity. The transcript is spliced from 4 exons. Bases 164 to 1996 code for a protein of 610 amino acids. NCBI's taxonomy places the organism in Eukaryota, Metazoa, Chordata, Lepidosauria, Squamata, Cordylidae. The record is from RefSeq and is a predicted model, not a curated record. Gene Ontology annotation, biological process: choline metabolic process; acetylcholine catabolic process.